Messenger RNA from Carassius auratus (goldfish), 5877 nucleotides. Its product is annotated as mucin-2-like. Gene Ontology annotation, molecular function: protein binding. Lineage: Eukaryota; Metazoa; Chordata; Actinopteri; Cypriniformes; Cyprinidae. The record is from RefSeq and is a predicted model, not a curated record. The transcript is spliced from 5 exons. The annotation marks the transcript as partial.
AUGGAGCCAGCAUCUACAUCGACUACAGAAACAUCUACAUCUGAAACAACAACAUCUACAACUGAUGCACCAACUACUGAAUUAACAUCUGAAUCUGCAACACCACCAUCUACACCUCAAUCAACAACACCUGCUCAAACAUUAACAUCUGACUCAAUAACAACCACUGAACCAACAUCUACAUCAACUACAGAAACAUCUACAGUUCCAUCAACAACAGCAACAACCUUUGCACCAACAUCUAUAUCAGCUACAAAAGCAUCUACAUCUCACUCACCAACCACUGAAUCAAAAUCUGAAUCAACAACACUAAAAUCUACACCUCAAUCAACAACACCUGCCCACACAUCUACAUCUGAUUCAACAAUAACCACGGAACCAGCAUUUACAUUGAGUACAGAAACAUCUACAUCUGAAGCACCAACCACUGAAUCAACAUCUGAAUCAACAAAACUAACAUUUACACCUCAAUCAACAACACCUGCUCAAACAUCAACAUCUGACUCAAUAACAACCACUGAACCAACAUCUACAUCAACUACAGAAACAUCUACAGUUCCAUCAACAACAACAACAACUUUUGCACCAACAUCGACCUCAGCUACAACAACAUCUACAUCUCACUCACCGACCACUGAAUCAACAUCUGAACCAACAACACCGCCAUCUACACCUCAAUCAACAACACCUGCUCAAACAUCAACAGCUGAAUCAACAACAACCAUGGAGCCAGCAUCUACAUUGACUACAGAAACAUCUGAAACAACAACAUCUACAACUGACGCACCAACCACUGAAUCAACAUCUGAACCAACAACACCACCAUCUACACUUCAGUCAACAACACCUGCUGAAAUAUCAACAUCUGACUCAAUAACAACCACUGAAUCAACAACUACAUCCACUACAGAAACAUCUACAGUUCCAGCAACAACCUUUGCACCAACAUUUACAUCAGCUACAACAUCUACAUCUCACUCACCAACCACUGAAUCAACAUCUGAAUCAAUAACUCUAACAUCUUUACCUCAAUCCACAACACUUGCUCAAACAUCUACAUCUGAAUCAAGAACAACCACUGAACCAACAUAUACAUCAACUACAGAAACAUCUACAGUUCCAUCAACAACAGUAACAACCUUUGCACCAACAUCUACAUCAGUUACAACAGCAUCAACAUCUCACUCACCAACCACUGAAUCAACAUCUGAAUCUAAAACACCUAUAUCUAAAUCUGAAACAACAUCUACAUCUCACUCACCAACCACUGAGUCAACAUCUACAUCGGCUACAGAAACAUCUACAUCAGCAACAACAGCAUCUACAGCUGACUCACCCACCAUUGAAUCAACAUCUGAAUCAACAACACCACCAUCUACACCUCAAUUAACAACACCUUUUCCAAAUUCAACAUCUGAAUCAACUACAACAACUGAACCAACAUAUACAUCAACUACAGAAACAUCUACAAUUCCAUCAACAACCGCAACAACCUUUGCACCAACAUCUACAUUUCACUUACCAACCACUGGAUCAACAUCUACGUUGACUACAGAAACAUCUAUAUCAGCUACAACAGCAUCUACAUCUCACUCACCAACCACUGAAUCAACAUCUGAAUCAAAAACACCAGAAUCUACACCUCAAUCAACAACACCUGCUCAAACAUCAACAUCUAAAUCAACAACAACUAUGGAACCAGCAUCUACAUCAACUACAGAAACAUCUACAUCUAAAACAACAACGUCUACAUCUGACGUGCCAACCACUGAAUCAACAUCUGAAUCAACAACACGACUAUCUACAAGUCAAUCAACAACACCUGCUCAAACAUCAACAUCUGACUCACCUACAGAAACAUCUACAGUUCGAUCAACAACAACAACAACCUUUGCACCAACAUCCACGUCAGGUACAACAACAUCUACAUCUCACUCACCAACCACUGAAUCAACAUCUGAACCAACAACACCGCCAUCUACACCUCAAUCAACAACACCUGCUCAAACAUCAACAUCUGAAUCAACAACAACCAUGGAGACCAUCUUCAGUUGCAUCAAGAACAGCAACAACCCCUGCAACAACAUCUACAUCAACGACAGGAACAUCUACAGUUCAGUCAACAACAGCAAAAACCCCUGCACCAACAUCUACAUCAACGACAGGAACAUCUACAGUUCAAUCAACAUCAGCAACAAUCUUUGCAACAACACCUACAUCAGCUACAACAACAUCUCUACAACAACAUCUGCAUCUCACUUAGCCACCACUGAAUCAACAUCUACAUCAACUAUAGGAACAUCUUCAGUUCCAUCAACAACAGCAACAACUCCUGCAUUAACAUCCACAUCAACUACAGGGACAUCUACAGUUACAUCAACAUCAGCAACUGUCCCUGCACUAACAUCUAAAUCAAUUACAGGAAUAUCUACAUUUCCAUCAACAACAGCAACACCCUUUGCACCAACCCCUACAUCAGCUACAACAACAUCUGCAUCUCACUCACCCACCACUGAAUCAACAUCUUCAUCAACUACAGGAACAUCUACAGUUCCAUCAACAACAGCAACAACCCUUGAUUCAAAAUUUAAAUCGGCUACAGGAACAUCUACAAUUCCAUCAACAACAGCAACAGCAACGACCCAAGCAGCAACAUCAAAAUCAACUACAGGAACAUCUUCAGUUCCAUCAACAACAACAACGACCCUUGCACUAACAUCUAAAUCAACUACAGGAACAUUUACAGUUCCAUCAACAACAGCAACGACCCCUACACCAACAUCUACAUCGGCUACAACAACAACAACUGCACCAACAACAACCACUCCAUCAACAACAACUGCACCAAAAUCUACCACUCCAUCAACAACAUCUGCCCCAGCCAUUGGGGCAUCAACAACAACUGCACCAAAAUCUACCACUCCAUCAACAACAACUGCACCAACAACAACCACUCUAUCAACAACAACUGCACCACCCAUUACAUUAACAGCACCAACAUCAACCACUCCAUCAACAACAACUGCACAAACAUCCACCACUCCAUCAACAACAACUGCACCAGCCAUUACAUCAACAGCAACAAUAUCUACCACUCCAUCAACAACAACUGCACCAACAUCUACCACUCCAUCAACAACAACUGCACCAACAUCUACCACUCCAUCAACAACAACUGCACCAACAUCUACCACUCCAUCAACAAAUACUGCACCAACAUCAACCACUCCAUCAACAACAACUGCACCAGCCACAACAUCAAUGGCAUCAACACCUACCACUCUAUCAACAAUUGCACCAUCAUCUACCACUCCAUCAACAACAAAUGCACCAACCAUUACAUCGACAGCACCAACAUCUGCCACACCAUCAACAACAACUGCACCAGCCACAACAUCAAUGGCAUCAACACCUACGACUCUAUCAACAAUUGCACCAUCAUCUACCACUCCAUCAACAACAACUGCACCAACAACAACCACUCAAUCAACAACUGCACCAGCCAUUACAUCGACAGCACCAACAUCUACCACUCCAUCAACAACUGCACCAUCAUCAACAACUCCAUCAACAACAACUUCACCACCAACAACCACUCCAUCAACAACAACUGCACCAGCUAUUACAUCGACAGCACCAACAUCUACCACUCUAUCAACAACAACUGCACCAACAUCAAUCACUCUAUCAACAACAACUGCACAAACAUCAACCAGUCUAUCAACAACAACUGCACCAACAUCUACCACUCUAUCAACAACAACUGCACCAACAUCCACCACUCUAUCAACAACAACUGCACUGACAUCCAGCACUCUACCAACUUCUGCACCAACAUACACCACUCUAUCAACAACAACUGUACCAACAUCCAACACUCUAUCAACAACAACUGCACCAACAUCCACCACUCUAUCAACAACAACUGCACCAACAUCCACCACUCUACCAACAGCUUCUGCACCAACAUCCACCACUCUAUCAACAACAACUGCACCAACAUCCACCACUCUAUCAACAACAACUGCACCAACAUCCACCACUCUACCAACAACUUCUGCACCAACAUCCACCACUCUAUCAACAACAACUGCACCAACAUCCACCACUCUAUCAACAACUGCACCAACAUCCACCACUCUAUCAACAACAACUGCACCAAUAUCCACCACUCUAUCAACAACUGCACCAACAUCCAACACUCUAUCAACAACAACUGCACCAACAUCCACCACUCUAUCAACAACAACUGCACCAACAUCCACCACUCUAUCAACAACAACUGCACCAACAUCUAGCACUCUACCAACAACUUCUGCACCAACAUCAACUGCACCGACAACAACUGCACCAACAACAGUACCAACAUCUAUCACUCUAUCAACAACAACUGCACCAACAUCCACCACUCUAUCAACAACAACUGCACCAACAUCCACCACUCUAUCAACAACUGCACCAACAUCUAGCACUCUACCAACAACAACUGUACCAACAUCUAUCACUCUAUCAACAACAACUGCACCAACAUCCACCACUCUAUCAACAAAUGCACCAACAUCUAGCACUCUACCAACAACAACUGUACCAACAUCUAUCACUCUAUCAACAUCAACUGCACCAACAUCUACCUCUCCAUCAACAACAACUGCACCAACAACAACCAUUUCAUCAACAACAACUGCACCAGCCAUCGGGGCAUCAACAGCAACUACAUCAAAAUCUAUCACUCCAUCAACAACAACUGCACCAACAACAACCACUCCAUCAACAACAACUGCACCAAAAUCUACCACUCCAUCAACAACAUCUGCCCCAGCCAUUGGGGCAUCAACAACAACUGCACCAAAAUCUACCACUCCAUCAACAACAACUGCACCAGCCAUUACAUCAACAGCAACAAUAUCUACCACUCCAUCAACAACAACUGCACCAACAUCUACCACUCCAUCAACAACAACUGCACCAACAUCUACCACUCCAUCAACAACAACUGCACCAACAUCUACCACUCCAUCAACAAAUACUGCACCAACAUCAACCACUCCAUCAAAAACAACUGCACCAGCCACAACAUCAAUGGCAUCAACACCUACCACUCUAUCAACAAUUGCACCAUCAUCUACCACUCCAUCAACAACAACUGCACCAACAACAACCACUCAAUCAACAACUGCACCAGCCAUUACAUCGACAGCGCCAACAUCUACCACUCCAUCAACAACUGCACCAUCAUCAACAACUCCAUCAACAACAACUUCACCACCAACAACCACUCCAUCAACAACAACUGCACCAGCUAUUACAUCGACAGCACCAACAUCUACCACUCUAUCAACAACAACAGCACCAACAUCCACCACUCUAACAACAACUUCUGCACCUACAUCCACCACUCUAUCAACAACAACUGCACCAACAUCCAGCACUCUACCAACAACUUCUGCACAAACAUCCACCACUCUACCAACAACAACUGCACCAACAUCCACCACUCUAUCAACAACAACUGCACCAACAUACACCACUCUAUCAACAACCACUGCACCAACAUCCACCACUUUAUCAACAACAACUGCACUGACAUCCAGCACUCUACCAACUUCUGCACCAACAUCCACCACUCUAUCAACAACAACUGUACCAACAUCCAACACUCUAUCAACAACAACUGCACCAACAUCCACCACUCUAUCAACAACAACUGCACCAACAUCCACCACUCUACCAACAGCUUCUGCACCAACAUCCACCACUCUAUCAACAACAACUGCACCAACAUCUAGCACUCUACCAACAACUUCUGCACCAACAUCCACCACUCUAUCAACAACAACUGCACCAACAUCCACCACUCUAUCAACAACCAUUGCACCA